Molecule: messenger RNA, 816 nt
Organism: Camelina sativa (false flax)
Lineage: Eukaryota; Viridiplantae; Streptophyta; Magnoliopsida; Brassicales; Brassicaceae
Source: RefSeq, a predicted model, not a curated record
CUUAUUUUCUCUGCCUACAUUGUUUUUACCAUGCAGCUAGGCUUUGCCUUGCUAAGCACUGGUUCUGUACGGGCAAAAAAUGCCAUAAACACCUUGUUUACAAGUAUCAUUGAUGCUGCCUCAGGUGCCAUCUCAUACUAUCUGUUUGGGUUUGCUCUUGCCUUUGGUACACCUUCUAACGGUUUCAUUGGUGGAAAUCAAAACUUCUUUGGCUUAAGCUCUUUUCCAGAAGACUAUCGCUAUGACUAUGGAUUUUUUGUUUUCCAAUGGACUUUCGCCAUCACAGUCUCUGGUAUAACAAAUGGAUCUAUGGCAGAGCGCACAAAGUUUGUUGGUUACCUUCUAUACUCCCCUUAUCUAAUUGGUCUUGUCUAUCCAACAAUCUCCCACUGGUUCUGGUCGAAUGAUGGAUGGGCUAGUCCAACACGGUCUGAUAAGAAACUACUGUUAGGCCCUGGCACAAUUGAUUUUUCCGGUUCGGGAGUUGUUCACUUGGUGGGUGGAAUAGCUGGUUUUUGGGGAUCCUACAUUGUAGGACCAAGAAUUGGCCGAUUCAACGGAUCAGGUCAAUGCCUAGCAAUCCAUGGCCAUAAUGCAUCUCUUGUAGUGCUUGGUACCUUCUUGUUGUGGUUCGGAUGGUAUGGGUUUAAUGCUGGUUCAUUCCUCACGAUUUUGAAAAGUUACGACCAAUCUCGUCCCUACUACGGCCAAUGGAGUGCGAUAGGAAGAACUGCUGUCACCACGACGCUAGCUGGAAGCUCGGCGACAUUAACCACCUUGUUUUGUAAGCGUCUUCUUGUUGGUCACUGGAAUAUU